Messenger RNA from Eruca vesicaria subsp. sativa (arugula), 1815 nucleotides. The record is from the annotation of a GenBank genome assembly. NCBI's taxonomy places the organism in Eukaryota, Viridiplantae, Streptophyta, Magnoliopsida, Brassicales, Brassicaceae.
UAGUACAAUAAUUUAGUAAAGAAUAUUGUCUUAUUUUGUAUAACCAUAUAUACAUUAUCAUCUAUUAUAUUUUUGGUCGGGGCCCACUGCCCCAUGUGAUCCCACUAUCAAAAGUUCGAGUGGUGUUCGGAUAGCUUACGAAAGUAGCACACCAACUUGCCCAAGUGGUUCUCGGCGGCGCACUAGAAGUUUAAAACCACACAAAUAACAAACCAAAAUACCCUAAACACUCCAAUAACAAGCAAAAAUAAUAAUGGAAGAGAGAAAAGAAAGGAGAAUAAUCAUGUUCCCUUUACCUUUCCAAGGACACUUCCACCCAAUGAUCCAAAUCGCCAGAAUACUCCACCACCAUGGCUUCUCAAUCACCAUCCUUCACACCUCUUUCAACUUCCCCGACCCUUCUUACUACCCAAACUUCACUUUCCGAACCAUAUAUCACCACAACGAAGAACAAGAAGACCCUCUAUCUAAACCUGAUGCUUCAGGUAUGGACCUUGUUACCUUCAUUCGUCAGCUGAGACAAAGCUACGCGGACCCGUUUCGAGAGUCUUUGGCGGCGGAAGUAGGCGGUGGAGAGACGGAGUGUUGUUUGGUCUCCGACGUUGUGUGGGGUAGGACCUCGGAGGUUGCAGCGGAAGAGGUUGGGAUUAGAAGGAUGGUGUUGAUCACAAGUGGUGUGGCGUCUUUUUAUGCUUUUGCCGCUUACCCUCUCCUUAGAGAUAAGCAUUACCUUCCUAUACAAGAUUCUAGACUGGAUGAGCUAGUGACCGAGCUUCCUCCUUUGAGAGUGAAGGACCUUCCGGUUAUGGAAACGAACGAGCCAGAGGAACUAUACCGGGCAGUUAACAACAUGGUGGAAGGAGCCAAGUCUUCUUCAGGAAUCAUAUGGAACACAUUCGAAGAUCUUGAAAGAACCACACUCAUGAAUUUUAGUCCCGAGUUUCAAGGUCUCAUAUUUCCUGUCGGACCGUUUCAUAAACAUAGCGAAAAUAUUCUUCUUACGACAAAGAACAAAGAAAACCAUGUAACAACUGAAUGGCUCGACAAGCAAGACCCGCAGACUGUGGCCUACGUGAGUUUUGGAAGCCUUGCAGAUAUAGAGGAGAAGGAGUUUCUCGAGAUUGCUUGGGGUCUAAGAAACAGUCAACGGCCGUUCCUGUGGGUGGUUAGGCCGGGGAUGGUCCAAGGGACUGAGUGGCUCGAGUCAUUGCCUUGUGGUUUUGUGGAAGACAUUGGUCAUAGGGGAAAAAUUGUGAAAUGGGUGAAUCAGCUAGAAGUAUUAGCACAUCCUGCGGUUGGAGCUUUUUGGACGCAUUGUGGAUGGAACUCAACGCUAGAAAGCAUAUGUGAAGGUGUUCCAAUGAUAUGUACACCGUGUUUCACGGACCAGUGUGUGAAUGCGAGGUACAUUGUUGAUGUAUGGCAAGUUGGGAUGAUGUUGGAUAGAAAUAAGUUGGAUAAGAAGGAGAUUGAGAAGGUAUUAAGAAUAAAGGAAAUGGGAGAAGGAAUGAGAGAGAGUUGCUUGAACUGGAAAAAGAGAGCUAGUGUUUGCUUAAGUGAACAUGGAUCUUCUUCCAAGUACUUAGAAAAACUUGUAGGUCAUGUCCUGUCUUUUGAUUCAUAUGCUUAUGCAAGUUAAAUUUCUUACAAAGGAGCAAUGGUUUGAAAGAACUUAUCAAACCAAUUAACUUUUGCAUUUCUGUUUAUUCUUACAAUAUUAUUGUUGGUUUAUUUUGUUAUAUAUAUGAAACUAUUAAAGAAUAAAAAUAAAUUGACUCAUUGGGUUUUAAAGUUUUGUGAAAUAAUACAAGCAUC